This is a messenger RNA of Poecile atricapillus (Black-capped chickadee), 4269 nucleotides long. RefSeq names its product trifunctional purine biosynthetic protein adenosine-3-like. Lineage: Eukaryota; Metazoa; Chordata; Aves; Passeriformes; Paridae. Bases 160 to 3264 code for a protein of 1034 amino acids. Gene Ontology annotation, cellular component: cytosol. Gene Ontology annotation, molecular function: phosphoribosylamine-glycine ligase activity; metal ion binding; ATP binding. The transcript is spliced from 22 exons. The record is from RefSeq and is a predicted model, not a curated record. Gene Ontology annotation, biological process: adenine biosynthetic process; 'de novo' IMP biosynthetic process.
CCAGGCUGGGAGAGCUGGGGGUGCUCAGCUGGAGAGGAGAAGCUCCAGGGAGAGCUCAGAGCCCCUUGCAGGGCCUGAAGGGGCUCCAGGAGAGCUGGAGAGGGACUGGGGCCAAGGGCUGCAGGAAUUGCCAGGAGCCAGGGAAUGGCUUGAGAGGCCAUGGCUGAGCGGGUGCUGGUGAUCGGCAGCGGAGGCAGGGAACACGCCCUGGCCUGGAAGUUGGCCCAGUCCCCGCAGGUCAAACACGUGUUUGUGGCUCCAGGAAAUGCAGGGACAGCUGAAAAUGGAAAAAUCUCCAAUUCAGCUGUAUUAGUGAGCAAUCACACUAUUGUUACCCAGUUCUGCAAAGAUCAUAACAUUGGGCUUGUGUUAGCUGGCCCAGAAGCUCUUUUGGCAGCUGGGAUUGUGGAUGACCUGAGGGCAGCAGGAGUUCGGUGCUUUGGGCCGUGUGCCAGGGCAGCCCAGCUGGCCUCCAGCAGCAGCUCCAGCAAAGCCUUCCUGGAGCGACACGGGAUCCCCACGGCGCGCUGGAAAGCCUUCAGCAACCCCCAGGAGGCCUGCAGGUUCAUCACCAGCACAGACUUCCCUGCACGGGUGGUGCGGGCACGGGGUCCAGCGGCCAGGAAAGAAGUGACCAUUGCAGCCAGCAAGGAGGAGGCCUGCAGAGCUGUCCAGGAGAUUAUGCAGGACAGAAUGUUUGGAGAAAUGGUUGUUAUUGAAGAACUGCUUCAAGGGGAAGAACUUUCUUGCUCCUGUUUCACCGACGGUGUCACCGUGGCCUCCGUACCCCCGGCUCAGCCCCACAAGCGGCUGCUGGAGGGGGAGCAGGGUCCCAGCACGGCGGGGAUGGGAGCCUAUUGCCCCGUGCCCCAGGUUCCAGAAGCUCUUCUAGAUCAAAUCAGGGGUGCAGUCCUCCAGCACGUCGUGGACAGCUUGAGACAAGAAGGAGCAGCCUAUGUAGGUGUGCUGCAAACAGGUUUGAUGCUGACCAAAGAGGGGGUGAAGAUUUUAAACUUUAAAUGCCAGUUUGGGGACCCCCAGUGUCAGGUAAUCCUUCCUCUGCUUAAAAAUGAUUUUUAUGAAGUGAUUCAAGCAACAAUUGAUGGCAAACUCUGCAGCUGCAUGCCAGCCUGGUGGGAGGACAGAAGUGCUGUGUGUGUGGUCAUGGCCAGCCCAGGAUACCCAGGAGACUCUGACAAAGGCAUGGAGGUCACAGGGCUUUUGCAAGCCAAGGAGCUGGGGCUGCAGGUGUUCCACGGGGGCACGGCGCUGAAGGACGGCAGGGUGGUGACCAGCGGUGGCAGAGUCCUGUCCAUCACUGCUGUCAGGCAGGACCUGAUGGAAGCCCUGGGAGAAGCCAACAGGGGCUUGGCCACCAUCCACUUCCAGGGGGCCACCUUCAGGAGGGACAUCGGGCACCGGGGCCUGCGGCUGCUCCGGCAGCCCCUGGCCCUGGUGUACAAGGACAGACACGUGGGGACUGAAACCAGGGACGUUUGGAGCUGUCUGCCACAAACAUCGGCUGUGAGAGGCACCAGGGCAGGAGGCCGCUCAGAAGGAGGAGGCUUUGCUGCUUUCUUUGACCUGAAGGCAUCUGGUUACCAUGAUCCCAUCCUGGUGUCCCAGACCAAGGGCCUUGGACCCAAACUGCAGGUUGCCCAGGUCUGUAAAAGACACGACACCAUCGGGCAGGACCUGGUGGCCCUGUGUGUCAAUGAGCUCCUGGCUCAGGGGGCUGAGCCCCUCUUCUUCCUCAGUCACUUGGCCUGUGGCAAACUCGAUGCUGAAGUGAUGGAAACAAUCAAAGAAGGAAUAGCUGAGGCUUGCAGGAGUGCAGGAUGUGCUUUCCUGGGUGAGGAGGUGACAGAGGAGGCUCCGUGUCCCUCUGGGCCCUGGGCCCUGGCCGGGUUCGCGGUGGGAGCAGCGGAGCGGGGCCAGAGGCUGCCGGGGCUGCAGCGAGCUGAGGAGGGGGACGUGCUCCUGGGGCUGGGCUCUCCCGGCAUCCACGGCCGCGGCUUCGGCGUCGUGAGGAGGAUCCUGCUGACAUCCUCCCUGCGCUGCUCCUCGCCAGCCCCGGGCAGCUGCGGGCACGGCACUCUGGGAGAUGUUUUGCUGACCCCAGGGAAAAUGUUCAGCCCAGCUCUGCUGCCUGUCCUUCGCUCAGGGCACGUGAAGGGCUGUGCCCCCACGGCUGAGGGGCUCCUGGGGGGCAUCUCCAGGCUCCUGCCCGAGCACCUCAGCGCUGUCCUGGAUGCUCUCAGCUGGAAGAUCCCUGAAAUCUUUUGCUGGCUCUACAAGGAGGGGAACCUCUCUGCAGAGGAGAUGGCUCAGAGCUUUCCCUGUGGCAUCGGGGCCGUGCUGGUCGUGCAGAAGGAGCUGGCCCAGCACGUUCUCCAGGACAUCCAGAGGCAGCAGGAGGCUUGGCUGAUUGGGGAGGUGGUUGCCCCUUGUCACACAGGUUCUCGCAUUGCAGUGGAGAAUCUUGCAGAGGCCCUGCAGCUGAGCAGCCCCCAGCAGCUGCUGAAGGACAGCACUGCUGAGAUCCAGCCCAGAAAGAGAAAGGUGAAGGUGGCUGUUCUUGUCUCUGGAGCAGGCACGGCGCUGUCUGCGCUCAUCGGCUCUGCCCGCGAGCCGGGCAGCUGUGCCCAGCUGGUGCUGGUCAUCUCCAACAGACCCGGCGUGGAGGAGCUGCGGAGCGCGGCCCGCGCUGGCAUUCCCACCCGGGUGAUCGAUCACAAAUUGUACGGGAGUCGCUCUGAAUUCGACAGCACCAUUGACCGAGUCCUGGAGGAAUUCUCUGUGGAGCUGAUCUGUCUGUCAGGAUUCAUGAGAGUUCUGUCCAGCCCUUUUCUCCGGAAAUGGAAAGGGAAAAUAUUGAAUGCUUCUCCAUCACUUUUUCCACUCGUCAAAGAUGGAAAUGCCCAUCAAGAGCCCCUGGAAAGUGGAUUAAAAGUUGCAGGCUGCACUGUGCAUUUUGUCCUGGAGGAGCCGAGUGCCGGGGCCGCGAUCCGCCGGGAGCCGCUGCCGGGGGAGGCGGGGGCCGCGCUGCGAGAGCGGCUGCGGGAGGCCGAGCUCCGGGCCUUCCCCCCGGCCCUGCAGCUCGUGGCCAGCGGCGCCGCCUGGCUGGGAGCCCAUGGAAGAACCUGCUGGAGGCGGGGGAGCCACAGGCUGAGCCCUGAGGAGGAGGAGCAGCAGGGACACGGAGCGUCCUCUCCCGCCGCUGCGGAGCCUCAAGAACACCAGGGGCUGUGGGCAGAUCCUUGAGGGGCUCUGCUCGUUUUCCCUCCCCUUCCCUUCUCUGUCUGCUUCUCUUGGAUGUCUCGGUAUCCCAAGUUUCCAUUCCCUGCCUCUUCCCUGAGCUCACAGCUUUCAUUGCACCCCCUUGGAAAAUCCAUGGUGGGAGCCAGGUUGGUUUUUCAGCUUUGGAAUUGCUUUGUUCUGUUUUUAAACCUGUAAAGGAGAAAAUGUGCUACAUGGAUGGGGCUGUAAAACUGAUCUGGUGCUUCCAAGGGGAAUUCAUCCUUCCAAGGGAUCCAUUUCUGUGGCAGAGCAGUGGGAGCUUCCCAAAGAAACCCCAAACAUAACCUGCUGCUGCAAGAGUGGGACAACAAAGUCAUGGAGCUGCUGGAGCCUGUCCAGAGGAGCCACGGAGCUGCUCCAGGGCUGGAGCCCUCUGGAGCCAGGCUGGGAGAGCUGGGAGUGCUCAGCUGGAGAGGAGAAGCUCCAGGGAGAGCUCAGAGCCCCUUGCAGGGCCUGAAGGGGCUCCAGGAGAGCUGGAGAGGGACUGGGGACAAGGGCUGCAGGAAUUGCCAGGAGCCAGGGAAUGGCUUCAGAGUAGGAUUUGAUGGGAUCUUGGGCAGGAAUUGUUCCCUGGCAGGGUGGGCAGGGGCUGGGAUGGAAUUGCCAGAGCAGCUGGGGCUGCCCCUGGAUCCCUGGCAGUGCCCAAGGCCAGGCUGGACAUUGGGAGCAGCUGGGACAGUGGGAGGUGUCCCUGCCAUGGCAGGGCUGGCACUGGGUGGGAUUUGAGGUCCCUCCCAACCCAAACCUUGUGUGACCCUGUGAAAUCCCCUUUCACAUCAGCCUCGCAUGGCAAAAUAUCAGAGUCUGGAUCAAGGUGCCUGUGAUGGAGAUGGGUAUUGGAUUUGGAACAGAUGCUGGCCUCUCUGGCAGUAAUCCAACUGCUCUCAUCAAUAAUUUGAUAUUGAUUCCCUGCACAGGCAGUGAUUUCACCCCUCCAAGUCUUUAUUUCCUCUGCUUUCCCUGGCUGGA